GCUCCGAGCAUCCACGACGCCAAAGCAGCCCUAGAGGAUAUCAGCAACUUACUUCGGCCAUGGCGUGCGAGUGGGAAAGGCCACAAAGCAUUCUCGGGCGAUGAUUUGCUGCGGAGAAGGCUCGAGAUGAUGAAGAACAUGUUGUGGCAUUACACCCGCGAUAUCGACCGACAUACCUGGCAGAAAGCAUCCCUUGAUGCAGCACACGCAUUUGAUCAGGGUCGCACGACAGCGGAGACGAUUCGGGGAUACUGCCGUGCAUUCAUCACCGAUCGCACAGACCUGCCGUACAACUCGUAUGGCACAUGGAAUGUGUCAAUCAUGGAUGACGAUGAACUGGCAGCUGAAACUCACCUGCACCUCCAGGGGGUCGGAAAACAUCGGAAAGCAAUGGACAUUGUCCAUUUCUUCCAGUCACCUGAGAUCCAGGACAAGUACGACCUCGAUGGCUGGGCUCCGUCGGUGGCAACUGCGCAACGAUGGAUGGAUCGGAUGGAUUACCGCUGGGGGGUCGGACCAAAGGGUCAAUAUAUCGAUGGCCAUGAACGCGAGGAUGUUGUCACUUACCGGAAAGAUGUCUUCCUCCCCGCGCUUUCGGACAUUGAUGAUUGCCUUCGGGUGUGUAAUGAUGAUGGGACCGAGAUCCCGUAUGCAGGUCCACGUCCUAUGCAUCGGCACCUUGUCAUAUGGUUCCACGAUCGCCGACAUACCUAUUGGGUCCACAAGGACGAGAAGGCAACUCCGCAGCCCAAGGGAGAGGGUGUCUCAUUGAUGGUCGUGGACUUCGUGUCUGCAGACCAUGGGUUUCUCGGCUCAGAUGACGCAGCCAAUUCUGCGCAUGUCUAC
Messenger RNA from Fomitopsis serialis, 846 nucleotides. RefSeq lists its product as uncharacterized. The record is from RefSeq and is a predicted model, not a curated record. NCBI's taxonomy places the organism in Eukaryota, Fungi, Basidiomycota, Agaricomycetes, Polyporales, Fomitopsidaceae. The annotation marks the transcript as partial. The transcript has a single exon.